Messenger RNA from Patiria miniata (bat star), 623 nucleotides. RefSeq lists its product as uncharacterized. The record is from RefSeq and is a predicted model, not a curated record. Bases 195 to 623 code for a protein of 142 amino acids. The transcript has 2 exons. NCBI's taxonomy places the organism in Eukaryota, Metazoa, Echinodermata, Asteroidea, Valvatida, Asterinidae.
UAUCCGACUAAGACCGCUUUUGACUCUGACAUGAAAUACACGUUUCAAUGGGACUUCCGCGUCUAGAAUUUACUCAUUAUGAUUUAGUUCUUGCGGCAUUAUUAUCUAGAUGUAGUGUAGCCGAAUUCUUUCACAGAACGCGAGGGAUCGUGUCGUCUCACUAUAAAUUGGUUUUAGCUGAUUGAAUUUUCAACAUGGUGUUUGAUCAGACAGUCCACGUAUGCAACUCCUCGACAGAGAAAAUCUACGUGCGGACGACGUACGAGAAAUGGCAGCAGCUGAAAUUCUCCACGGAGGUCAAGCUUCUGUCCGGCACUACUACCGGAGGAGGCUUCAAUCUUGAGCAGGCCCGGGGCGACUUCACAGAGGGUUUCACGGCGCUGGCCCCUCACCACACGCUCAAGAUGAUCGGCUCCUUUUUCUCAGCCGAGGCCGACCGGACGGAUUCCGUUGAGGCUAAGCGGGUCAACAUCAGCCGUAACUACCGGGUGCCUAACCGUCACGCCAUCAUAGUCACGCCGCAGAAGACCCUGCAAGUAGUCCGUGGAGGUGACCGAUGGAAGAAACGAUGCCAAGAGUUCUGCCCCUUCGUGUUCCGUAAGGAUUCCGAAAAAAUAAUGUGA